UCUUAGAAUAUAAUUUUAUUUCAGAAUCCGAAAAUUUGCGAAUUCCCAUCGAAUCAAUUUUACAAAAAUGAUCUUAUUACGGAAAACUAAAAAAAAAAAAUGGCAUGUUGAAAAACCCCUUUCAUUGUGGAAGGAUUCGGAUGUACGUCUACUAUUUUGUCAUGUUCAAGGGGAAGAGAACUGUCUGGCAGUUGCCACGGAGGAAGGAAACCCGCAAUCACGUAGCAAUAUGUUGGAAGUAGAACAUGUGGUUAAAUUGUAUGAUUAUCUGGUAAAGCAAGAAAAGUUGGCACCACCAACAGUUAGAAUUCUGACGCAAUACAAUGCACAGCGCCAUGUAAUAAACAAAGCACUCAAGAUGAAAGGUUUUGAAAAUGCUGAAUCGAAUACUGUGGUAUCCAGUCAAGGUGGAGAAUGGGAUUACGUUAUAUUCAGCACUGUGAGGUCCCUCCCAGACUACAUAAUAGAGGAACACCAAACACAGGGUUGGUGCACAGAGAACCUGGGUUUUAUUACUGACCAACAUCAGAUCAAUGUGGCUCUUACUAGGGCGAGGAAAGGACUUAUUAUUAUAGGAAACAAGAAGCUGCUUCAGUGUAACCUUAUUUGGCGAGAAUUGAUAAAACACUACACAACAUUGGGCUGCGUUGUGGAUGCCAAGAAACAAAAUCUCACUCCUUUAAUUCGAAAGAGAAGAAAUUAAAACUAUUUUAUAGGACAAAGUGAUGUUAAAAUAUAAUGGGCAAAUGAAAAAAGAUUAAAGGAAAUCUUAUCCGAAAUACAGUUGGGACACAGAUUGUGUCGAAAAUACAGGAAAUUGGAUUGCAUAAAAACAUAGAGUAAUAUGAAAUAUAAUAGGAAUCAAAAUAAAUGUCCAUAUUCACAAGGAAAACAAUAGCACAAACGUAUGAUUAGACUGUGCUUUUUUUCUCCAGCAUUCACAUCAUUGCAACAUCAACUGACUCCUACAUCACCUAUCUUUACCAUAAAAUCCCUUGAAAAUUAAUUUUUUUUUUAGGAUAUUCAGGUUCUUGUUUGAAAAGGCUAUAUUAUUUCAAUUAAGUUGUUAAAUGGAUUAAAGGUAAUAUUUUUCAGUCUAUGGUUCCAGGCCAGCCCAUAAAUCAAUUAAUCAAACUUAAAAGUUCUUUUCCUAUUUACUACCAUCAUUUUGCUUUAUUUACACGUUAUUUUUUACCUUCUUUGUUUAUUUAACAUCUCUUUUGGAAUUUUUCAAAACCUGCAAGUGGAGGCCUGCAAAUUAGACGUGUAACCAGUGCUUUUGAACCAGCAUCUACUGCAACAUGAGAUUUUGUUUAAAUGGUCUCAUCAGAAGGGUCACUUCCCGCAGUAAGAUUCGAACCCGCGAUUUAAGCAUCAAAACCUUCUAUUUAGACUUUGAAGCAUACGUUCUAACCACAUCGCAGUACGGAUUUAUUAAAAAAAUCAAAUAUUAUUUUGUGCUAUUUCAAAUGGUUAUAACAAGCUUAUUCAUUGCUAAGCUUUUGUUUUCAUUGCAUUAAUCUUAUGAAAAUUGAAAUCAUACAGUGACUUUACAUAACUCUUCGACAAAUGAUCUUAAUGUAUUUCUAACUACGUAAGUUUCAGUUUUACAUUUCAUAUUUCACAUUAUUGUAAGAGAUUUUUCCAAGCUUAUGCAUGUCUUUAUUUCAAUCAUAUUUAUAUAACCAUCUUACAAAUUUUAUAUUGACGUAUAAAUUUUCAUGUCUG
This is a messenger RNA of Saccostrea cuccullata (small rock oyster), 1728 nucleotides long. RefSeq names its product helicase with zinc finger domain 2-like. The record is from RefSeq and is a predicted model, not a curated record. Gene Ontology annotation, molecular function: 5'-3' DNA helicase activity. NCBI's taxonomy places the organism in Eukaryota, Metazoa, Mollusca, Bivalvia, Ostreida, Ostreidae. The transcript is spliced from 4 exons. The coding region runs from base 68 to 703 and encodes 211 amino acids.